UGUCGCCAUGGCCGCGCCGGCCCCGGGCCUGAUCUCGGUCUUUUCGAGCCCGCAGGAGCUGGGCGCGUCCCUGGCGCAGCUGGUGGCGCAGCGGGCAGCAUGCUGCCUGGCGGGAGCCCGUGCCCGCUUCGCGCUGGGCCUGUCGGGGGGCAGCCUCGUCUCCAUGCUAGCCCGCGAGCUGCCCGCCGCCGCCGCCCCCGCCGGGCCCGCCGGUCUCGCGCGCUGGACGCUGGGCUUCUGCGAUGAGCGCCUCGUGCCCUUCGAGCAUGCCGAGAGCACGUACGGGCUCUACCGGGCACACCUGCUGUCCAGACUGCCCAUCCCAGACAGCCAGGUGAUCACCAUUAACCCCGAGCUGCCCGUGGAGGAGGCGGCUGAGGACUACGCCAAGAAGCUGAGACAGGCCUUCCAAGGGGACUCCAUCCCGGUUUUCGACCUGCUGAUCCUAGGGGUGGGCCCGGAUGGCCACACCUGCUCACUCUUCCCAGACCACCCCCUCCUGCAGGAGCGAGAGAAGAUUGUGGCCCCCAUCAGCGACUCCCCAAAGCCACCACCACAGCGUGUGACCCUCACACUACCUGUGCUGAACGCAGCCAGAACCGUCAUCUUUGUGGCGACUGGAGAAGGCAAGGCAGCUGUUCUGAAGAAGAGGGGUGCUGAUCCCAGUAUUAAAUGGUUGCAGUUGCUAAAAAGGAAGUCACCCUGUCCCCACUUACUUUUUGCAGCUGGGAUAGCCAGGAAGCGCAUUUUGGAGGAGAAGGAGGAAAACCCGCUGCCUGCCGCCCUGGUCCAGCCCCACACCGGGAAGCUUUGCUGGUUCCUGGACGAGGCGGCCGCCCAACUCCUCACUGUGCCCUUCGAGAAGCAUUCCACUUUGUAGCUGGCCAGAGGGACGCUGCAUCUGGGACCGCAUGUAGCCCGAGUGGGCCGGGAACAUUCCGGGGCUGGGCCCCUGCUGGCCACCACAUUCUGGGCUUCAUUUUAGAAAAGCCUCAUGGUGUUGCUGGAAGCUAACAGAGUCUGGUCACCAGCCCUGCCUGGGGGGCUCUGGGGACCUGGAUAUUAAAAGGAGUAUGGCUAGAAGUG
Molecule: messenger RNA, 1086 nt
Organism: Galeopterus variegatus (Sunda flying lemur)
Lineage: Eukaryota; Metazoa; Chordata; Mammalia; Dermoptera; Cynocephalidae
Gene: PGLS
Product: 6-phosphogluconolactonase
Exons: 6
Coding region: 8-880 (290 amino acids)
Biological process (GO): pentose-phosphate shunt; carbohydrate metabolic process
Molecular function (GO): 6-phosphogluconolactonase activity
Source: RefSeq, a predicted model, not a curated record